AUGUCUGCCAGCGUCCGUGCCCGCAGGCCGGCCUCUCCGCCUGGUCGCCACCCACAGCCCGCGCCGGCCUCUCAACGAUUCCCCCACUCACGACACGACCAUCUCGACGCCGACGAACGGCGCGAGGCUGCUUCCCGCGGCCUCCGGCCGGGCCGCAAGUCCUUCGCCUCCGGCGGUCUCAAUCUCUCCCCCGGCGAGUGGAAACUCCUCGCAGUCGUCCUCGUCGUCGCCUCUGCAGUCCGCCUCUUCCGCAUAUCCCAGCCAAACAGUGUUGUCUUCGACGAGGUCCAUUUUGGCAAGUUCGCGUCCCGUUACAUCAAGUCUGCCUACUUUGUCGACGUCCACCCCCCUCUCGCCAAACUCCUUAUUACCCUCGCCGGCUGGCUGUUUGGGUAUGACGGAAACUUUGACUUCAAGGACAUUGCCAAGGUGUACACAAACGUCCCCUACGUCGCAAUGCGCAUGGUCCCCGCUCUUAUGGGUGUUGCCACUGUUCCCCUUGCCUAUCUCACCCUUCGCGCUCUUGACUGCCGUGUCACCACUGCACUUCUUGCCUCUCUCUUCGUCACCUUCGAAAACGGCAUGAUCACUCAGUCUCGUCACAUCCUCCUCGACUCCCCUCUCCUCUUCUUCGUCGCCCUCACCACCUUCCUCUGGACCGGUUUCUGCAAUGAGAACUACUACGAGCCAUUCACAGACUCCUGGUGGAUCUGGCUCGCCAUGACCGGCCUUUCUCUCGGUGCCGUCUUCAGCUGUAAGUGGGUUGGGCUCUUCACCAUCGCCACAGUCGGCCUUGGCACCCUCAAGCAGCUCUGGGAUCUUCUCGGCGACCUUCGCGUCUCUCCUAGGUUGUUCAUCAGACACUUCGCCGCCCGUGCGCUAUGUCUCAUCGUCAUCCCCAUCAUCUUCUACAUGUCCACGUUCGGCAUUCACUUCCUCAUUCUGAGCAACUCCGGUGAGGGCGAUGGCUUUAUGAGCUCCGAGUUCCAGCACACACUUCGCGGCCGCGGAAUGGCAGAUACCUUUGCCGACGUCGCCAUCGGCUCUCAGAUCACUUUCCGUCACGUUAACACCCAAGGUGGAUACCUUCACUCCCACCCUCACAACUAUCCGGGAGGUAGCAAGCAACAACACAUCACGCUUUACCCCCAUCGUGACAACAACAACGACUGGCGCAUCGUCAACGCUUCUGCUAGUGGGGAUCCAUAUGUCGACUGGAAUGACCAUGACGUCCACUUCAUUACCCAUGGCACUCGCGUGAAGAUUCGGCACAUUCAUACGGAGAAGUCCCUCCACUCCCACGAUGUUCGCCCCCCUGUCUCCGACGUCGACUUCCAGCAAGAGGUGUCUGGAUAUGGCAUUACUGGCUACGUGGGCGACACCAACGACGAUUGGAUUGUGGAAAUCCACAAGGGUAACAAGCGCGACAAGGAGUCAAGCACACGUCUGCGCACGCUCACCAGCCACUUCCGUCUGCGUCACGUCAACACUGGUUGCUAUCUCUUCUCGCACAAGGUCAAGCUUCCGGACUGGGGUUUUGAGCAGCAGGAAGUAACUUGCAACAAGCAAGCUGUUCUCGCCAACUCUCUAUGGUACAUUGAGACAAACUACCAUCCUAAGCUGCCGGAGAGCGCCCCCAAGGUUAACUACAAGCUUCCCGGAUUCUUCGCCAAGUUCUGGGAACUCCAGAAAGUGAUGUGGACGACCAACGCUGGCCUUACUGAUCGUCACACGUACGACUCGCGGCCUGACUCGUGGCCAACUCUUCAUCGCGGCAUUAACUUCUGGGUCAAGGAUCACCGUCAGAUAUACCUCCUCGGCAACCCUCUCAUCUGGUACCUCAGCUCCGCUGCCGUCUUCGCGUAUGUUGCUGUCCGCGGCCUCCUCAUCCUCCGUGCGCAGCGUGGCUUCCGUGACUUUGAUAACACCAAGGUCGUUAAGUAUGACGCCCUCUGUGGCUUCCUUUUCAUCGGCUGGGCCCUUCACUACGUACCAUUCUGGAUCAUGGGCCGCCAGCUCUUCCUACACCAUUACUUCCCCGCGCUCUACUUUGCUAUCCUCCUUAGCUGCUCGGUCUUCGACCUUGUCACAUCCACCCUGCGCCCUCGCGUACGCCUGCAGAUCGCGGCAGUGCUCCUCGUCAUCGCCGUUUGGAACUACUCCUACUUCAGUCCUCUCGCCUACGGCCUGCCGUGGACCAAGAGCAAGUGCCACAAGGCGAAAUGGUUGAAGACUUGGGACUUCUCCUGCAACGACUUCCUGGAAGACGUAAGUGCACUUGGCUCAACUCCGUUCCGCUAG
Epithele typhae is the source of this 2301-nucleotide messenger RNA. RefSeq names its product glycosyltransferase family 39 protein. Gene Ontology annotation, molecular function: dolichyl-phosphate-mannose-protein mannosyltransferase activity. The record is from RefSeq and is a predicted model, not a curated record. The transcript is spliced from 8 exons. The coding region runs from base 1 to 2301 and encodes 766 amino acids. Gene Ontology annotation, cellular component: endoplasmic reticulum; membrane. Gene Ontology annotation, biological process: protein O-linked glycosylation via mannose. NCBI's taxonomy places the organism in Eukaryota, Fungi, Basidiomycota, Agaricomycetes, Polyporales, Epitheliaceae.